This is a messenger RNA of Alternaria arbusti, 336 nucleotides long. RefSeq lists its product as uncharacterized. The coding region runs from base 1 to 336 and encodes 111 amino acids. The record is from RefSeq and is a predicted model, not a curated record. NCBI's taxonomy places the organism in Eukaryota, Fungi, Ascomycota, Dothideomycetes, Pleosporales, Pleosporaceae. The transcript is spliced from 2 exons.
AUGGUCUUAUUUGCCAGUGGAGUCUUUUGCAUCUUGAUCGCCACUCUACGCGCUGCCAAUGUCACUGCACAGACUAUCAGGACUGGCAAGACGAUGGAUGGUACAUGGCUUGCAGUAUGGAGUAUGGCCGAGACAGCUGUUGUCCGUGGAUGGAGCUCCAAUCUGCGCACCAUGGGCAGUGCUUCAACACGUCCCAAACCCAAGGCACCGACUGAGUUGGAUACGUUUUGGACAAACAUACACGGCAGUGAGGAAGAGCUAGCAGGGAAACAAGAUAGUGCCUCUCUCACUACGACAGUCGACCAAAGUGAAGAGGGCCUGGGCAUGGCUAGAUGA